AUGAGCGACACGGACCGCUUCGACAGUAUGUUGCUGACGAUCGCCCAGUCCCAGCGCGGCAUUGAGCCACUGCUGGACACAGUGUUCUCGUUCCUGCGCCGCAAGACGGACUUUUUCACGGGCGCCGAGCCGCAGGUGAUCGAGCAGACGAUCCUCAAGAGCGCGCGCCAACAGGCGGUACUGGUGGAGCAGGCGCAGACGAAGCUGAAGAAGCAGAAGGAGGCGGAGAAAAGGCGGACGCAGGAGGCGGCGCGUAAAGCGGCAGAGCUGGCGAAGAAGCAAAAGCGCGAAGAGCUGCAGGUCGAACGUCCGUCGUCGUCGCGCUUUGAAGAGAUCACGGAGGACAGUGGGACUGAGACCUCUUCCCCCAGUACGGCAGUCGUGCAAGAGACACCACAAGGAGGAGCAGAGGACGAGAGUGGACCACCUCCUGCAGGCAAUGGAGGAAAGACGGACAAGUAUGUGUGGACGCAAACGCUGCAGGAAGCUCAGGUCAAUUUUGCGGUCCCUGAAGGCACUAAAGCUCGACAAGUGGACGUGGAGAUUCGUGCUGAAAAGCUGAGGGUUGGUCUGCGGGGCGGCGAUACGUUCGUAGAUGGACCUCUUUACAGCAAAGUGAAGGUUGAUGAUAGUUUCUGGACCGUGGAAGAUGGCAACCGCAUUUGCAUCUAUCUGCAGAAAGACAACCAGAUGGAGUGGUGGAAGACCAUCAUCCAGGGAGACGCAGAGAUCGACACGCAAAAAGUGCAGCCUGAGAAUUCAAAGCUCGGUGACUUGGACUCGGACACGCGCCAAACAGUGGAAAAAAUGAUGUUCGAUCAGCGUCAAAAGGCGAUGGGGCUUCCUACGAGCGACGAGGUGCAGAAGCAGGAGGUUCUGAAGAAGUUCAUGGCGCAGCAUCCGGAGAUGGACUUCAGUAAGGCGAAGAUCAACUGA
This is a messenger RNA of Hyaloperonospora brassicae, 936 nucleotides long. The record is from the annotation of a GenBank genome assembly. Lineage: Eukaryota; Oomycota; Peronosporomycetes; Peronosporales; Peronosporaceae.